Cryptosporidium muris RN66 is the source of this 1527-nucleotide messenger RNA. RefSeq lists its product as uncharacterized. Bases 1 to 1527 code for a protein of 508 amino acids. NCBI's taxonomy places the organism in Eukaryota, Apicomplexa, Conoidasida, Eucoccidiorida, Cryptosporidiidae. The record is from RefSeq and is a predicted model, not a curated record. The transcript has a single exon.
AUGGAUUUUCAAUAUUUGAAUCAAAUAUCUAAUAGAUUAUUAUUAUAUAAUAAUGAAUAUGGGCUUGAUGAUAAUAAUAUAGAUAAGGAAUUAGAAAUAUUAAAAUAUACAAAAUUGAACAAAACACCAAUAAAUAAGGAAUAUUUUGAUUCAGAUAAUGCAAAUGUCAACAGAGUACUUUCUGAAAAAUUAGGUAAUAUUAAUGUUAAAUGCUUUAAUAAGAUCUAUAACAAUAAACAGGAAAUGCAAUCUUUUUUUAAUAAUUCUAAAUUAAAUGGGACUUUACAGCAAAUAAGAGAUGCACUAAAUUCUCUAUAUAUUGAUCAAACUCGUCCUCAUAUACAAGAACUAUUAAGACGUAUACAAGAGAGAAGUACUGAAAGUUUUAGAAAUAUGAAAUUUGGUACAAAAGAAUUACUUAAUGAGUUAUAUAUUCAUAAGGAUGAAUUUUUCGUUUCUGAGAGUGGUGAAGUAUAUUUCACUAAUAAUAAAGUUGAGGAAUCCCAUUGGAUUGAUCCUAAGAAUCCUGAAGAUCCUUAUUCACCUAGUAUUUGGAAGGCUUUUAUGCAGUAUAUACACAAUCUAAUAAGAAUUGGAAAUUUUAAUCCCCAUUUUUCUAAUUCAUCUCAUAUUGAAAGUGAUAAAUAUCAACUAAAUAAUAAUUCAGGAUUUAGUUACGACUAUCUUAAUUAUAAGAAUAAUCAGGUAACUCCAAUUUUAAUGAGAUAUCAAUUCAAAGGUGGGCGUUAUGGAGUAGCUAUUGAGAUUCACAAAGCAAAUAUUCCAGAAUUGAAAGAUUUAUCUGUAGGUCAAAUAUGUCAUCUAGUUCAGUUAGCAAUAAGUAAGGGCAUACUUCAAUAUGAAAAUAAUGUUUUACAACCAAGGUGCACAUGUUUGAAGAUUGCAGCAGCUGUUUUAGCCUUAGAUAUUGAGAAAGAUAAUGGAAAGUUUGAUAAAGGAAUACUUAAUAAAAGCUUUGUUUUUAAUGAUAGAAAAAAUUCCUCAUCUUCUAUAACUACUACAGAUACUGAAGAUAAUAGUUCAAUUAAUACAAGUCCAUAUAGAAAAUCAUUAGCUGCUGACAUUAUAACUCUGAGAAAGCAAAUACAAAGAAUAUUAAGAGAUUAUCCUGAAGGUAUUCUUCUGAGCUUAUUAAAAAAGUAUUUUGUUUCAUGUUGGAAUACAAAGCUAUGUCCAACAGUUUAUGGGUAUACCAGGAUAUCAGCUUUACUAUUGUCCGAUAAUUUAAAAGAUAUUUGUAGAUUAUAUGUUGAUUCUAAAAAUCAUGUAUUAGUACAGUCUACAAAUUAUCAGAUUCCAGAAAAUGUGAGGUUUCUUGAGGAAGAAAAAAGUAAUAAGAACACUGCAUCUAUAGAUUUAGAGCUUUUACAACCUAAUCAAGCUAUGUAUAAUAUUACAUUCGAGUAUAUGAAGGCACUUAGAUUUUUUAAUAAUACAAUAAUUUACGAUCAAUCACAUAAUAAUAGUGUUAAUAAAUCAUUUUUUAAUAGUCAAGAUAUUAUUUAG